Molecule: messenger RNA, 2008 nt
Organism: Marchantia polymorpha subsp. ruderalis
Lineage: Eukaryota; Viridiplantae; Streptophyta; Marchantiopsida; Marchantiales; Marchantiaceae
Source: the annotation of a GenBank genome assembly
CAUCAUCGCCAGAAUUGGUGUCGACGAAGCUCCAUCUGCAGCUCUGAUGGACAGUCUGGCUCCUUGAUAUGGAUCCUUCAUCAUCCAUCGACGAAUUCCUGCUCUGAUGGACCUCCGAAUCCUGUGAUUUUCCCUUCUGUUUGGCCCGAGUUACUGCUGAGCUUCAGCUGAAGCUCUUCUUCUGCGAGGAGGGUAUGGAUGCUGCUGGUUACCAUACCACUUGGGCCAGGGACGAGGCAAGUGCGGCUCGAGAAUAAUCAGCGUGGAGCUGGAUCCACUCUUCGUCGCCCACGUUGGAUCCUGCUUUUCUGUUCACGCCAGGAAAUCCUCGAGCGCAGGAUCGCAGCAAAAAGAUAUACAUUCCUCCACGGGGACAGGAUGGCGGAUCUCAUCCACUGGAUCGCCAGAAUUCGGGGCGUCGAAAUAUCGAUCGAUCCAAUCUGAAUUUGCCCACAUUAGAAUGCGCUUGCUCUGUUUGGGGAGGCGGCCAAAGUGGGAGAAGGGCGGGAGACUCAAAGACGGAGAGACCUCGGCUGGCGGAUAGCUAGCACAGCAGGCAAUCUGUCUGAUUGGCCGAGUGCUCAUGUGCCCCAACAGCAGAACCACAAACACCAGAACAGGACAGUCGGAUCUGCAUUCGGUGCAAACCGAAUCCACAUGUGGUCGAGCAAUCCCCUGCUCGCUUGGUUGCCGGAACCAACAUGGCAUGCAAUUUCGAGUUUAUUUCCUCGUGCAUCCAUCCAUCCUGGUGCAAGAUGCGAGAUGCCCCGUCCCAUCUUUCCGAGAAUUUCUGAUGAUGGUGGUCGACUCACUCAGCAAUUACUCCUCUCCCUCUGACCAUGCACCCUCGCACCUCCGAUCUCGGUUUCCUCCCUCCCACUGGCGUGCUCAAACACGACUCUGCCCGAUCUAUCGAUCAAAUAUCAUCGAUAAAUCAUAAAUCAGAUCAGCAACAGGGGAGGGGAUGGUAAUGCACACCUCACCAUCUCCAUCAGCGAGAUCACAUCACAUCACAUCACAGCAAAGAUAUGGCAGAGUUAUGCACACGCACUCAUUCACUCCUCCACAGCGACAGAGGAGAAGGAUAUGAUAUUGUUUCGGCCUCUUGUGGCAGAUCAGCUGCACCUGAGGAGGGUCGUCGGUUAAGUCUGGAACAGACUCUGACUCUGAAAUAUCUCGAUCGAUUGCUCUUGUUCCUUCUUUGACCGAAGUCCGCAGCUGCAGGCACGAGCUGCAAAGGUUCGUUUUAAUGGAGGCAGAUUAGGGGGAGGGGGACGACUGAGUAAUUCAGUAAUUCAGUAAUUCAGCCAUGGAAGGAUGGCCCCAUCGAGCCGUACAGGAGGAAGAUGAUUCCCUUGUGGAUCUCAAUUUCUUAUCCGUGGUAAGGAAUGGCGAGGCAAGGGAAGGUGGAUAAAGCUGAUGUACUCGCAGGUUACGUGCCGAUUCGAGGACGGAGAAAAUCCAGGCCGAAUGAUUAUCAACAGAAGGAAAGGAAUGAAUGAGUUCUGAGCUCUGAGCAUGGCAGUUUCACGUCGUUGCUGGCAUGUCAUUAUUGAUGGAGGCCUUCCCUUCCCUUCCCUUCCCUUCCACUCUUGGCGAGCACCAGCUCGCUUGCUCCAUGGGAAGAUUCCUAUUUGCCUGAAUUGCAAUCGCCAGCGCCUCGGAAUUCGAGGGCCUGGCACCGCCUUCCUUCCUUCCUUCCUCGAGGAUGGACAGCUCGAAGCCAUUGCUGGUUGUCAAGCUCGCAGCUCUUAAAUUAGCUCCAUCGCUGCCAGUUUAGCAGUCCUCACCUCGGCACGAGACUGCUCCUCCCUCCUCUCAGUGUCAACUGUCGGCCCAAAUUAGAGACCCUCGAGGGAGACUUCAGAAAGUGCUCGUGAUAUGAAAGCUGAUCCCCAAAAAAAUUUUAGCCACCGAGUAAGAAAACAAAAAGGGUUGGAGUAGAAUCAAACUAAAUUGAUACUUGAAUGUUAUCUUAUCUUGUGAAUAAAAUAUCUGAACUUAACUG